This is a messenger RNA of Plasmodium knowlesi strain H, 2187 nucleotides long. Its product is annotated as conserved Plasmodium protein, unknown function. The transcript has a single exon. The coding region runs from base 1 to 2187 and encodes 728 amino acids. The record is from RefSeq and is a predicted model, not a curated record. NCBI's taxonomy places the organism in Eukaryota, Apicomplexa, Aconoidasida, Haemosporida, Plasmodiidae. Gene Ontology annotation, molecular function: ATP hydrolysis activity; ATP binding.
AUGAUGGAAAAAAUAAAAAGAAAGCGAAAUUAUGAUAACGCCCGUAAUGUUGAUAAACUGAAAGAGUUACUCACCAAUGAUGAAAAUACUUCUGCUUGCGUGCAGUGUUGUGAAAGGAAUUCAUACGAGACGUGUAACAACAUUUUACAAUAUAUAAAAAAAUAUUUGAACAUUCCCUUGUAUGUCCUUGAUCUUGUCAGUAUUUAUAAUCACGAAAACAUUCCAAAGUUCGUUAAAGACGUAUUUACAGAAUUUGUAAAAUAUGUCAAGAGAGAAAAAGUGCCCAAAUCGGUCCUGUUUCUCGCCUACUUUGAUGACUGGGUAGUGUCCAUAAGAGAAGGCAAUAAGGGGAUUCGCCACGGUGAUGGAGAUGGUGACAAUGACGAUGAUGAUGGAAAUCGCGAACCAGAUAAAUCAGGAAAUUUCUUCCAAACAGAUGGUGGGGAGAAAAAAAGAAACGCACGAGAUGUCCAUAUGCAUAUAUAUAACUCCAUUUAUUACUUAAAAAAUAAGUUGCUAAAAAAUUUAGGAAAGAAAAAGCUCUGUGUUAAAUUAAUCGGUUUACAUAAAACGAGAGGGGGUUUCGAUUUAUAUAAUGACCUCUUUGAUUGCAAUAUAAUUAUAUCCCAUUUUGUCAGUACGCCCAUCCCAUACUAUAUUCACAUGAACAAAGAUAUCCAUAAACGGAUCUCAAAGAAAAAAAAAUUUUCGAUCGAUCAUGUGUACUCUGUUUUGUCUAAAAAGGUGGAUUAUUUUGACGGCGCUCGCGAAAAAAAUGUAAAUCUCUUUAAAUGCUUUUUUGCAUAUUAUUAUAAAUUUCAAAGGGGUGUUAUAAGAAGGUCCAGAAAAAGGAGACAGAGAAUAAAACUCGAACUGACAAAGGUAAAUGAUCAAGAAGAAAGACAAAGUUGCAAAUCCUCAAGUGUAAAUUUUAAAUGGAUAAACUGCCUCACAAAUUUGAAGUAUUUUAAGUAUCUUCAAAAGUACAAAUAUUUUUUAACGAGUAAAAAAAAAAAAAAAUUCACCAUUUUUUUGUUCACACACAAUGACACAUACAUUUGGCAACGUAUUAAAGAACGGUUGUACUCGCCUUUCUUUAUAAAAGAAUAUAUUUGCACUCUUCUCAAAAGACACACAAAGUUGAGUGCCCCUUUUAUAUGUUCGAAGGGUAGCGUUGGGGGUGACGACACACCCGGGGGGCCCGGUAGAGAAGAUGCCACAGCACGGAACAAAACCCUCAUGGACAGGGGUAAAAAAUACGACGCUUUCAAUGAUAACCCAAAUUGCAGCAACAGGAGAAACAGCUGCCUGCAUGUGGAGCCAGACCCAGUCAAUUAUGCUAAUCAAUGGCUAGAUCCAACAGUAAUGAGUAGUAGAAAAAUUCGAAAGGGCACAAAUGAGGAUCAUUUGGCACCUAUUAGGAAAAGGUUCAUACUGAAAAAUAAGUACCAGCGUGAUAACUUCUGUGUGUACAAUUCGAAACCAAGAACUUUAUUAAGAUUUUAUUUUAGCAAAAUAAAUAUACCGAACAUAUGUUUGAUAUAUGGGGGCAAUGGAGUGGGGAAAAGCACCUUACUGCAAUUUUUGGUUCACGUCCUUGGCUCAAAUUAUAAGGACAUCUCCUUUAGCCAAAAAGUGAUGGCCCAUUCACUUCACAGUUCAGGCGAAGGGGAUGUAGGUGAGGUGAUCAAAGGGAGAAGUAUCAACACGAAUAAGCAGAACAUGUGUGGAAAAAAAAGUACAGCUUGGGGGGGGAGAAGCUACAGACAUGUGUCGUAUGGGUCCCUCAUGCGAAGGAUGAAUCUUCGGGAAAAGAGAAAAAUAUUUCAUCAAUUCCAAAAUGUGUGCAUAAUUCCAUUCGAAAACCAUCUGCUGGUAAAUAAAACAAUCGGGGAGAAUAGCCGGUACAUAAGAAAAAUUUUCACCAUGGCAUUCAAAAACCAACCAGCCGUUAUAAUUUUUGACAACAUAGAUCUAUUUCUUGAGAAAAACAACAAUUACAAACAUGCUGUGGAUGAUCAAAAUGAAGAUGUCUACAAAAACAUUUACAUUUUAUUAAUACAUUAUUUGCGUACGUACGUGAAUGGGUCGAACAAAAUAAAGUUUCUCGCAACGUGUAGUGUGCAUCCCCAGUUUUUUAAAUUCUCUUUCCUCAAUUUGGUGCAGCGUAUACUGUUUAUUUCGUGA